Messenger RNA from Drosophila yakuba, 4222 nucleotides. Its product is annotated as frequenin-1. The transcript has 8 exons. The coding region runs from base 538 to 1101 and encodes 187 amino acids. Gene Ontology annotation, molecular function: calcium ion binding; calcium sensitive guanylate cyclase activator activity. NCBI's taxonomy places the organism in Eukaryota, Metazoa, Arthropoda, Insecta, Diptera, Drosophilidae. The record is from RefSeq and is a predicted model, not a curated record.
AUUUUUUUCGAUUUUUACGGAAUUUUUACCGAAUUUUUGUUUGUUUUUUUGGGCCGCUCGCGUGCUGUGCAUAUUGGAAAUCGCUUGCCCACAUCUACCACCCAUUUUGCCCAGCAAAAGCAAACGGCAAAUAACAAAAAAACAUAAAAAAAAAACAUUCGGGGAAUUCUAAUUGAGUGCGCGCUAAUGCGUUAAACUGCUAGCCAAUUUAUAUUUUAAAGCCAAAGUGAAAAGGGCUUUUGUGGCCCAUUGGCUGCUGUUUGUUACUGUUUCGCUUUCUAUUUGAGUGGAAAUUACAUCCAUAAUUACGCCUAAUCAGUCGAUUACUGUCAUCGCAAACACGCAGCUAUCCGCAGACUCACCGCGGCGUUUGAUGACCACACAAAUGAGUGCCAGAUCGAACUGAGACCGAUUUGGGAUAAGACACGCUCCCCCAAUUACCUGUCACUGACCACCCCACUUGGCCAGUUAGCUCAGGAAUCAGCAGCAGCCUGAAAAGUUGAAGUAUCGUCAUCGAAAACAGGGCGAACCUUCAUCAUGGGCAAGAAGAACUCAAAAUUGAAGCAGGACACCAUCGAUCGCCUGACAACAGACACAUACUUCACUGAAAAGGAAAUUCGUCAAUGGCACAAGGGCUUUCUCAAAGACUGUCCGAAUGGCUUGCUGACCGAACAAGGCUUCAUCAAAAUCUAUAAGCAAUUCUUCCCCGACGGAGACCCCAGCAAAUUUGCCUCCCUGGUCUUUCGUGUCUUCGAUGAGAAUAAUGAUGGCGCCAUUGAGUUCGAGGAGUUCAUUCGGGCCCUGUCCAUCACAUCACGCGGAAAUCUGGACGAGAAGCUGCACUGGGCUUUCCGCUUGUACGACGUGGACAACGAUGGCUACAUAACCCGCGAGGAGAUGUACAACAUAGUGGACGCCAUCUACCAGAUGGUAGGACAGCAGCCGCAGACGGAGGAUGAGAACACGCCGCAGAAGCGGGUGGACAAGAUCUUCGAUCAGAUGGACAAGAACCACGACGAUCGGCUGACGCUGGAGGAGUUCCGCGAGGGCAGUAAAGCUGAUCCACGUAUAGUGCAGGCGUUAAGUUUAGGUGGUGAUUAGCCGCGGGACCUGUAGUCGUGCGGAGGAGGAGGGGCGGGGAGGGAGCGAUAGUGACGUUGAUGGGAGGCAACAACGAAUCAAGGAUCACGAUCAGGAUCAGGAUCAGGAUCAGGGUCAAAGGUCGCCCCACAAGCACGUUAACACACCACGCCCACGUGUACCAUAUGCCAUUUGACCUUUUGGGGGGCAGCUCGAUAGCCCCCCUCCUCCCCCUUCCACACACACACCCACACACCAUCACACACACAAACACACACACAGAGUUUAGCCCCUUGGGAACUCGUCUUAAGUGAAAUUCCAACUAAUAGCAAAUUAUUUACGCAUAUUUACAUGAUUUUCCCAAUAACAACAAACAGCGCAGCCGCAUAAAGCUGAAAACAAAAAACAAAAAACAAAAUUGGUUAAUGAACAAUUCGUAAAUUCGAAAGCAAAACAACACCAAUUUAAGUCGAAAAAAGUCGCUUUUUUAAAAACAUAUUUAAUGGAUGAAUAUAGGUAUUGAAUAAAUGAAUACCUACAUAAAUUAACUAUAAGGCACUUGCUCUAUGAUGAUCUUAGGCAUUUUUAUUGAAAUGCUUGCCAAGCAAACGAGAAACUCCAAUUGACAACUAUCGCGAAGAUGCGCCGAUUAAUUAGGCCGGUGAUUAGUUGCAAUUUUUUUUUUUCGAAAACUAGAGUGCAGUGAAUCUACAGCUACUCGAUCCAAAAACAUAGAUAAUACAUAAUGCAGCAUAAUACUAAGCUGGUACUAAUGCUUAUAAUAUCUACAUAUAUACUGGUACUUGUACCGAUACCAAUUCGCUAUUGGCUUAGAAGCCACUCAAUUGUUAGUUUCUUUUUAUUUGCCAGGCCAGCUGCUCUAACUGUUGAUAAUCGAACGUGUUGAUAAUCGAAAUUGAAGCUACAAUUAAGCCAAAGACGCCACACACUGACACACUCUGUCCUAUUUACUCUCAAGCUAAUCAAGAUAAUCGCAUCGACUCUAUUAACUCAAAGUCCUUAAGAGUCCUUAAAAUUGGUGGACAAACAUGCAUGUGGAUAACGUAGCGCUAUGAAGCAUGCAGCUUGUGUACUCCUCUUGGUUGCCCCCCCCAAAUCUUUAGUCUCCAUUCUUUCCCCCCAUUGAGCUUGACAAUCAAUCUGAUUUUGCUGCGAACCAUCUAAUGGUUCCACUCACCCGUUCACCUCAAGAUUUCAUGUCAUCGGGGGCACAGGAGGAGGCCACUCUUUGAUAGAGGAAGAAUCUUUGAUAGAACUUUAAUCCUUUUCUAUGUGUUUAUUGUGCAUGCCUUACCAGAGCAACGAUAAUAUCAAAUUGUGUAUUUCUACUUGUAUUUGUACUUGUUUUUACACCUCACCAGAGCUUGAAAAUAUAUCGUAUGGGGGGAAAUCCCUAUAAUGCCUUACCAAAAAACAAACGAAAACUAUCGCCCAGUCAUUGACUCACUCUCUAUCUCUCUCUCUCUCUCCCCAUCUCUCUCAAUCUCUCGCCAUCUCUCUCCAUCUCUCUCCAUCUCUCUCCAUCUCUCUCCAUCUCUCUCAAUCUCUCGCCAUCUCUCGCCAUCUCUCUCCAUCUCUCGCCAUCUCUCUCCAUCUCUCUCUAUCGCUCCAUCUCUCUCUGAUACACACGUAUGAUUUUCGAUUUGAUUAUCCUUUUCGUUUGAUGAGCAUCUUCUUCUGCUUCUAAUUCACAAGAAGAGCCAUCUAAUCACCAUGCUAAAAUAAUUUCUAUAUUUUAUAUGUGGUUCAGCUUUAGAUUGUAAAGGAAACGUUAUUGUAAAGUUAUUAUCUCAGUAGCCAGUCCACUGAACACGUUUAUAAGAUCCAUAUCCAAUUAUUCCUAUCCAUCCCAUCCAAUAUACAAGUAUCGCCCUCAUCAGCAUUAAAUCCGAAUUGUAGUGUUGCAUUGUAGAAACUCCAAAUUGAGCUUCCCGCUUAGAAAACCAAAAUUUCACCGAAAUCGAUAUGCUAGCCAAAGACUUUUGCUUUGUCGCUGAGGUUUCAGAUUGGAUCGGCCCUAGAUAAUGCUUGUCUCAUCUUUUCUGACACCGAUAUCCCGAUUCCGAUUCCAAAUCCGAUUCCCAAUUCCGAUUCCGAGGUUUCCAUCACAUAUUUUUUUGAUUGCCCAGCACCCGAUACAUAUUUCUAGUUGUACACUCGUAUUUAAAUAUACCUAGAUAAUGGCCAAAUAAAUUGAUAUACACACCUAUAUAUAGAGAGAGAAAUAUAUAUAUAAAUACAUAUAUAUAUAUACACACACAGAUAUUGAUAAUUAUAUAUACAUAUAUUAUUAUAUAAAAGUCCCCAUUUGUAUUUUACUUGUGCAAUUUGCAAAUUGUUUUUGCAUAGAUUUAUUGUUGGAAACGAUUUGAAUUUAAGAAGACACUCACACUUACACUGCACAAGAUUGCAUGCCUUUUUGUCCUUGAAAAAAAUAAAAAUAAAAAACGAGUAAAUCAAGCGAAGCUGAGAAGAUAUCGAUAUCUAAAUAUAUGAAACUAUGAGUAUACCUAUACAUAUGUGCAACAGAUACAAAUCAACAGGUCGAUGGAAAACGAAACUAAAACCAACUGCAGCAACAAUCAAUUUUCGCGCUUCUUACACACAAAACUUUAAAUUAUUGUGAGCUACAUACAUAUAUUGUACAUACAACGGCGAAAAAUUGAGGACGCCCCAAAAAAAAAAUAAAAAUUCAGCAUAGACUAUAAGAAAAUCCCAUACUCACCCCCACACGUAUUGCUAUAAAAGCCAAUAAGCUUAACAAUAAUCUCAAAAACAACUUUUGUCGACUACUCUAUACUCUAUUGAUAUGGAUUUUUUUUUUUGGGUAUCUAGUAAGCUACUACAUUGAUAACGUUAAUGAUACUGAUAGCAGAUGAAAACCUUACUUUGUGUGCAUUAUAUUCAACAUAAGCAAUACUUAAUUUAGCAUUCGAAUGCAUUAAGCAAUGUUUAUUAACAAUUAAAUCGAUUCUAAACUUAAAACCCCAAAAUGGAAACUCAUUCUCACACCACACACACGCUCUACAUUCUACAUUCUACAUUCUACACACAAACACAUACCUAACAAGUUUUUGGAAUUAUCGCGAAAGGAAUAAGAUAAACUUAAAGCAAACAAAAA